Messenger RNA from Syzygium oleosum, 992 nucleotides. Its product is annotated as vacuolar protein sorting-associated protein 2 homolog 1. The transcript has 5 exons. Gene Ontology annotation, cellular component: multivesicular body; ESCRT III complex. NCBI's taxonomy places the organism in Eukaryota, Viridiplantae, Streptophyta, Magnoliopsida, Myrtales, Myrtaceae. Gene Ontology annotation, biological process: endosome transport via multivesicular body sorting pathway; late endosome to vacuole transport; protein transport. The coding region runs from base 126 to 797 and encodes 223 amino acids. The record is from RefSeq and is a predicted model, not a curated record.
CCGUUUGGUGAGAAGAACGUGCCGGCGAGCGAUCGACACCACGAGGAUCGGAGCGAUCGAUCGGAAGGGAAGCUUCGCCGUGCGUGUAAGCUGCGAGGAUCUUCUGCGAUUUUCCGGCGAGCACGAUGAGUUUCCUCUUCGGCCAGAGAAAAACUCCCGCAGAACUUCUGCGGGAAAAUAAGAGGAUGCUAGACAAGUCCAUUAGAGAAAUAGAAAGGGAAAGGCAAGGUCUUCAAACUCAAGAAAAGAAGUUGAUCACUGAGAUAAAGAAAAGUGCCAAACAAGGACAGAUGGGUGCUGUGAGAGUAAUGGCUAAGGACCUCAUCCGAACUCGACAUCAGAUCGAGAAAUUUUACAAGCUGAAAUCACAACUUCAGGGUGUAGCUUUAAGAAUUCAGACGCUGAAAUCAACUCAAGCAAUGGGUGAGGCCAUGAAAGGUGUAACCAAGGCAAUGGGGCAGAUGAACAGACAGAUGAACUUGCCAUCGUUGCAGAGGAUAAUGCAAGAAUUCGAGAGGCAGAAUGAGAAGAUGGAGUUGGUGAGCGAGGUCAUGGGAGAUGCUAUAGACGAUGCCAUGGAAGGCGACGAAGAAGAGGAGGAGACCGAAGAGCUAGUUAAUCAGGUGCUCGAUGAGAUUGGUAUUGAUAUGAACUCAGAGCUUCUAACUGCACCCUCAGGUGCUGUUGCUGCUCCCGCUGCGACGAACAAGGUUGCACAAGCCGAAUCUGCAGGGACUGCUGACAGCGGAAUCGAUGAUGACUUACAGGCGAGGUUGGAUAAUCUACGAAAGAUGUAAAUAAUUGUCGAAAGGUAAAAGAUAGACAAACAUUCGGAAGUAUGCUUGAAUAACGAGAUGAAUUCAGUCUCACGCGCGCCGCUUCUUUGUAGAUAUAUGGCUACAAGAUGUUACCCAAUUUUAAGAUUGUAAAACGGGCAGGGAAUGUAACGUACCCCUUUCAAUUAUAAGCAGAAAUUCUUAAUCCUUGUGCUA